AUGAAGCAAGUGCCACCGGAUAUUGUAGAUAUGUCCGUUCAUCUCCACAAAAUCUCCCUCCAAGGUAAACUAGAUAAGGAUUGGGUGCAAGAGCAUGCUGUCUACAUUGACCGAUGGGCCCAUAGAGAGGAACAUAUUGCUGAUGCACCGGCAUUGGAUGGGGACACGACAUACCUUGCUGCUUACAUGGAGUCGUACCGAAAGACGACGAGACGGUACAUUACACGCGACUCGGCGUAUUGGGAAAUAAUGGUUGAGUCCACUGUGGAAUUACUAUUGCAAUGCGAACCAAACUCCGCAGUGUACAACCACCUGAAGAGGACGCUGGAUCUUGUCGGAGAGAUGAGCCGAGCGGCAUUGGAGAAUGCGCGUGCCACGGUGACUGAGGCGAGCACACAGGCCACAGGCCGUGGUGGGGGAGGUCGUGGGUCUAGAGGGCGUGGACACAGUGGAGGUCGUGCAUACAGUGGAGGUCGUGGACGUGGUCACGAGGAUGACGAUGUCUUGGAUGAUGAGGCGUUGGAGGGCGACUGGGGCAUGUACAUGGAUGGUGUCGGGUCAUCGCGAUGCACGUCUGACGCUGCUGCCCAGCCAUCCCACCCCCCUGGCCAUGAGAAUAGUGCAGAACACACAUCCUGUGCCCAAGCUGGCCCUCGGUCCCCACCACCCACUCGGCUGUCUCCCCCAUUGUUUGCCGACUCUGCCCACGACGGUGGCUGUAUAUUUGUACCCACCCCUGGCCGACCGACACCACCUGUAGUUCAAGCUGAGCCCACCCAGGACCCUUCACUUCCUAACCCUGAUGAACCGGCUGCACAAAUCGAACAGAUACAGGGUGAGAAUAUAGUGCCGGUACAUGGGUUGCGAAGAUCACUUCGCACUGACAUACAUCCCCCUGGUUGUGGGACCGGCGACGGUAAGACGAGACCGGCGAAGGCAAUUGUGAGGAAACGAAAAGAUCGUUGAGCCGUUGAUGAUGUGGAGCUUAUGGGGG
Molecule: messenger RNA, 994 nt
Organism: Quercus robur (English oak)
Lineage: Eukaryota; Viridiplantae; Streptophyta; Magnoliopsida; Fagales; Fagaceae
Exons: 4
Coding region: 1-966 (321 amino acids)
Source: RefSeq, a predicted model, not a curated record